CUUUAAAAAAUCAAAUGUCAAAUUCGUGUCGUCAUGGAAACCACAUUUUGUUUAUCAAUAUAAAAAAAAGUGUGGUUUAGUCGAUAAAACGAGAUUAUUUCCAAGCAUACAAAAAUAGCUAGCUACAAUAAUGACUGAAUCUCAGAAAACACAAUUUGCGGCGAACCCUCGUGCGUUCCUUGAGCAGCACAUCACCGCUUUGCAAAGCGAGUCGAAGAUGACUCGAAAACAAGCCCUGCUAAAGAUCAACGAAGAGAUAUUUGAGACCCCGGAGCACAAAGAUUGCGACUUAACUGUCGUUUUCCCAGAGGUCUAUGCUUACGUCUUGAAGAGUUUCGCCGAUUCUUCUGAGGCUUGUCGAGAGACUGCAGCUGCAAUAAUCUCUAACUUCAUUGGCCGGUUACCGUUAAACGAUUAUUAUUUAACCUACAUUUUACCAGUUCUAGUCCGUCGGAUUGGCUGUCCGGAGAUUGUGGAAGAAUCUGAAGAGAUUCGUUUAAUUUUAGUAGAGCUAGUUCACCAGAUACUUAUAAAAUACAACGUGUCGCAUCUCCUUAGCCCAUUCAUCAAUGAUUUCACAAGCAUUCUCACGAAGACCAGCACGGACCCGUUUCCGAAGGUGAAGCUGGAGGCCUGCGAGUGCAUUAUUCUGCUGUCGAGGACCCUGGCUCGGGACUUCCAUUUCCAGAGUGAGAGCUAUGUCAAACCAGUGCUGUCUAACUUUGCUCAUCAACAUUAUAAGGUUCGGGUGGCGUCGAUUAAGGCUAUUGGAGCAAUAGUAAUAGCUGGAAACGCCAAGUGCUUUGAACUGUCCAUCACUCCAAUGGCCGAGAAGCUGUUUGACGAGAACAGCCCAGUCCGGCUGGCGGUUACGGAGGAGGUCGGCAACUGGAUGCUGAAUUACAGAGACCGGUACUCAUUCUGGCAUCGCAUGAUUCCUCUGCUGUUGACCAGCAUGAGUGAUGUAAUAGAAAACAUCAGAGAAAUAGCCGCAAAACUCUGGACGGAUAUUGGCCUUCAGUAUAUGGAGGAAAAUGAAGAGGACCUCAAGAAAAGAACGGAUUUUCUCAAGGACGUGCCGCCACACUACCCUGACGUGACGAGACCCAAUCUUGGCUGCAGGCAGCUGGUGCAAAGCAAUAUUGGGAAGAUUGUGCCGGCUAUUGGAAGAGAAAUGGAGGGCUGGCAGGCAGACGCACGUCUCCGCGUAGCCCAGUUACUGUGCUGGCUAGUGGUAUGCGCGGAAGACGGUUCCACACAACACGCUAAUACCAUUGUGCGGACGCUACACCGCGGGGCUAGUGACGAUGAUGACCGAGUUAUUCUAGAGAUAAAACGCGCAGCGGAGCUAUUCGGCUACUUCAUCAGUCCCGAUACCUGGUGGCCUCUGCUCGAGGCCGAGAUGGACUCGUGGGGGGCUCUCAUCGUCCUGGCGAAUAUCAUCAAAGGCUCCCAAGCGGACCUGGUGCUGCCCAAGUUGAAGGACAUAUUCAAGGAGCUGGCUGAUCCGGACAGGUGUAGGGUUAGAAAGGAAAAAUACCAAAGAGGCCUCCUGUACGUGUCGGAAGCGGUGCUGGAUCUUUGCGGCGAGGGCUGCCAACGAGUAGCAGAAGAGCUGUUUACCAUCAACUUCACCGUCUACGCCAUGCCAGUGGAUGAUAAGGCGCAGUUUAUGGCCUUAUCGAACCUGGACAAGAUCCGUUUUGUAGAGAAUUGCGGGCGUACCCUCACCACGCUGUAUGAGAAGCAUAUUCGCCACAUCCUGGCCGCUAUCACCUCGGACGCCCUGACUUGGACGCUGCUGACGCCAGACCGGUGUCUCUUGGAAUGCGUGCUGAUGAAUACUGGUUCAGCCAUGUCGUCCAACCUGCACCUCAUAGCCCCCCUCCUGAAGGAAUGCCUCGCGACCCCCAAAGUAGACCCCGAGGUCAAGUUGAAGAUGUUCACCGCUCUCUCCACCGCGCUGCUGCGGCGACAGGACAACUUCAGCAAGUGCAGCGGCGACAUACUUGAGGCUUUCUUGAAAAUUAUCAUUGAAGAGGUGAUUUUGGUGAAUUUGGUAUGGGAGCCAGGCCGCACUGCAGAAGCAAUUCGCACGGCCGCCAUAGCAUGUCUGUGUUCAGCAUUACAAGAGAAUCCUCGCAACGAGCUCGAGACAGAGAGCGGGGCCGACGGAGAUAAGCAGGACAAGGACAAGGAAGUAAAUCUGUUUCCAACAAAAGAGUCCCUGGAGCCAUUCUUAGAGCAAAUAGUCCCGUUGCUCAACAGUUUACUGGAUGACAACUCGGCACUGACUAGACAACACACGCUUCGGGCCAUCUGCUGUCUAGCUACGUUGGCAACUCGACGAGGUUGCUUCACUGCUGGAAUAUUACACAAGUUGUACUUUGGAGUGUUGAAACGUCUCGACGAUAGCAACGACAAAGUUCGUUCCUUCGCCGUCCAGACCCUGACCACUUUGUUCAAAAACCGCCCCGUCCCGUACGAUACCAUACUCUACAACGCACACAUCGAUGCUACGUACAGCGCCAUGCUCAUACACCUUGACGACACCUCCGAGGAGUUCCGUAAGGAGAUGCUAGAUGCCCUGAUCACGCUAAGUACCGUUGACCCGGCGCUCCUAAUGAAAAAAGUGAAAGCAAAUAUUCAGCUGUACAGAAAUAAAGCGGCCUAUGAACGGCUGUCUAGCCAUAUUGAGAAGAUACUGAAGUCUUAGCUUAAUUUAUAUUUUAAGUUUUAUCGUAAAAGUACUUAAAUUUCUUGAUCUUACAAGAAUUUGGGACCUAAGUAAACGGUCCAAUAAUUCCAAUAUAUGCAGCUUGGCAAAAAAGAGUAGAAAUUAAAAAGUGGCAACACUGUAGUGUCGUCCCAUUCAAACUAAUUUAUAUAAGAAAACGGGACGACACUACAGUGUUGCCAUUGCCUCUUUUAAUUUAUAUUCUUUUCUGCCAAGCUGUAGGUCAAUGGAGAGUUAGGAGGACAUGUGUGGGACUGUUCAGAUUCCUCAAGAAUGUCGGGCAAAAUGAGGAAUACCAAUUUUCGUCAUGGGUGAUCACUGAUCAAUGAUCUUACAAAUAUGUAGGUACCUAUUGUAAUAGAUAGUGGCUUUAGUUCAUAGCUCAAUUUAGCCUAACAACAUUAAAAGGUGUGCACGUGUAGAUGCAGCAUGAAUGACUUAAAUACAGGGAGCUGCAAAAGUGCAUAGCCGCUUUAUGAAUGGGAUUUGUUCAUAAAAGCGGUAUGCACUUUUUAAAGUUGGGGGUACUAGAGUUUUUUUUAUGCAGCUGGCUAAAUUAAAACUUGUCAAAGGCAACUUAAUUAAUUUCAUCGUAAGAUCUUUUCUUGAUUUUCGUUUAUAAUUUAGAAGUGCAAUAAAUUGGUUUUAUCUUGAAA
Molecule: messenger RNA, 3393 nt
Organism: Cydia splendana
Lineage: Eukaryota; Metazoa; Arthropoda; Insecta; Lepidoptera; Tortricidae
Gene: Dnaaf5
Product: dynein axonemal assembly factor 5
Exons: 12
Coding region: 131-2716 (861 amino acids)
Biological process (GO): inner dynein arm assembly; cilium movement; outer dynein arm assembly
Cellular component (GO): cytoplasm
Molecular function (GO): dynein intermediate chain binding
Source: RefSeq, a predicted model, not a curated record